Messenger RNA from Galdieria sulphuraria, 1018 nucleotides. Its product is annotated as ER to Golgi transport protein Yif1. Lineage: Eukaryota; Rhodophyta; Bangiophyceae; Galdieriales; Galdieriaceae. The transcript has 6 exons. The coding region runs from base 24 to 983 and encodes 319 amino acids. The record is from RefSeq and is a predicted model, not a curated record. Gene Ontology annotation, biological process: endoplasmic reticulum to Golgi vesicle-mediated transport. Gene Ontology annotation, cellular component: endoplasmic reticulum-Golgi intermediate compartment; endoplasmic reticulum membrane; COPII-coated ER to Golgi transport vesicle.
UUUGGAUUGCAAUUUUAGAAUCGAUGCAAGAAAAUAAUCAACCUUUCUAUUUUCCUCCUCCGUUGAAAAACCAAAGACAAAAUGUAGAGAGUACUGAACAAACUGCUUUUCAUUCGUUCGAAACAGAAAGUGCUCAACAACCCUCAAUAAAUGAAAACCUGAUGUCUCCGCCACGUUUUCAACAACAGUAUUCGACAACAGUCCCAACCAACGUGACUCAACAAGUGCCCUUGAACUUUUCUAAUAAUAUUAUGACACAGGAAAGUUAUCAAAUACCUAACAACGGGAACUGGUUUUCAAACACAGCGGCUACUGAACAAGGCGCAACUGGCUUUGACACUCUGGUCAACCAACAAGCUAUUGGAGCAACCUUUGCGCGUUUAGGUGUACAGUAUGGGUCACACUUACUUCAUGCAGGUGGUGUGGGAAAGCAAGAAGUUCAGGAAGUUACCCGUUGGUUAAGACUCUUGAAGUAUUAUUUUCUAGUGAAUAACCAAUAUGUAUUGCAUAAGCUUGCAUUGGUCGUGGCUCCUUGGCUGAAUAAGACUUGGUUACGUCGAAGGAAUACGGACGUAUUUGAAACCGCAAACAUCAGUACUGCUGAAGAAUAUUUGCCUCCCUCGGAAGAUGUUAAUGCACCAGAUUUGUAUAUUCCCAUUAUGCUUCUUGUAACGUAUAUUUUGCUUGGAAGCUUGGUGAGAGGUACUCGUGGAGAGUUUACUCCCGAAAUUAUGGGAAGUAUGGCGUCCAGCUGUUUGGCAUCUAUUGUGUUGGAAGUCCUUUUAGUUAAACUUGGUCUCUUCUUGAUUGGUUCGAAAGAAGGUGCUUGGUUGGAUUUGGUAGCAUAUAGUGGCUAUCAAUUUGUUGGAUUGGUGUUUACUACCGUGGUGGGUUUACUGUUCCAUACUAUAAUAUGUCCUCGCAUCGGCAGUAUAUUAUCAUCAUUUGUUUUGUUUUAUUCAGCUUCGAUGAUGGCAUUUUAAGACGCAUGGAGUGGUAUCGGGUCCUUCAUCGAAAC